AUGGCCUUGAGGAUCUCCUCAAGGGAUGAUAUCUACAAUGGGGGAGGGGUCGGGGGCUUGAAGGGAAGUAUUCAUUGCUGUUUGACAAUUGAAGACUUGUCAUGGAAAACAGAAUUACUACCUUCAGCAAAGAGUGUAACACUAAAAUUGGACAACUUCCCUGCCACAACACAUUUCGUAAUUUAUCAGCCUCAAACAAACGACACUGAAUUUUCAGUGGAAUGUGAAUUUUUAAAGGAAGAGUUGAAAACCGACCAAUUGCCUGUUACGCAUGCCCUUUCAUUUGGUUUUUCAUCAAAUCACAUAAAGAUUAAUUCUUCUGGAUUGCUUCAUAUUUUACAACUUCAGGGAUUCAGCAAGAUCUAUCAAGCAUUUGACAUCUUGAUUGAGAAGAACUGUAAGGAAUCCAUAGAAAAGACACCUAACAUGUUUAGAUUGCAUGUACCAUGGUCACAUGAAGAUGUACUUAGGACACCCAGCAAUUAUGCACUUCUACAUCUAUCUGCUAAGCUUCAUGAGCCACAACCACAGAAUGAUAGUAGGAUGGUAACCUUAAUGCUCUACACAUCUCAAGAUUGCCAAUAUGAGGUAACAAUUUAUACUUCCUUUUUGCAAAUGAUAGGGCAGAUGAUCAGAUUCCAUGGGGCAACACUUCCUGUCUAUAUUGUAUCCAACCUAUUACUUGCAUACGGAGCACAGUUGUAUUCGCUAUCCAGCAAAGGGCACUGCUUGGAAUUUGAUGCAUCAUUGGAUAUGGCUGCCAAGCCCUACAAAGUUGAUCCCAUUGUAAAUAUUUGCAGAUUUCUUUUAGGGUAUGACUGGUUUAAAAAUACCUGGAAUAACUUAUUUUUGCCACAGUUGGACUCCUCUGAGCUACAUUCUCUGGGAUUGUUAUUUCCGGUGGCAUCUCUUUUUCUCUUCAUGUUUGGUACUGGAGUAGCGUACUGGUGUGGGUUUUUUUUUGAGGCCAUGAUUCGAAGGUUGGCAGUAAUAUGGAUAACUGUUAAAAGAAAUACAGAUGUUCCACAUGAAAGCAGCAGUUUUACAAAGAGAGUUCUUAUAGAGGGAUCACUAUUCUCUAUUGUUUGUUGGAGGACUUGUGGAGCAUUGAGUAUUUUGCUUGUAUUUAUUCGCUACUUUAUCAAGGUUGUGAAGAUGCAGUGUGAUCUUUGUAGACACCCUCUGCCAGACAACGGAGUUUCAAGGCAGACAGCCAACAGUAACCAUCUUUCAAGUGAAAGUUCUGGCACUACAACAGGUGUAGGCGAUUCUGUCCCUACUUCCCAGGAGGAGACUUCAAAUGCUGCACAAUUUGAUUCAGACUUCAUGACGGUUCAAGACAACUUCAAGAUUCAUAUUACAAUCAUGAACUUACUUUUGUGGCUAACCAUGCUAGUUUUACCAUCCUUUAUCUACUGGGCAAAAAAUCUCAGGUAUAACAUCCAGUUGGACCCUGAUCCUAUUCGAUUACUGGCUAUCCCGCUUGUCUGUGCAGUGAUCAUUCUGAUGAACUCCAGUGUAGUGUCAAUGAAAUCCAGUAAGCUCUUGAAGACUGCAGCUCGACUCCAGCUUCCCUUUUCUAUUUUAAUUGUGGCCUUUGGAACUCUACAUUUGUACAGAGUAUCCUAUUUUAUUGUGUUCUCUUUAUUCAUACAUGCAUUCACUUGCUUUGUUUAAAAGAUAACAUAUUAUAGAAAACAAAUGUAUGCAGUCUUGCAGCCAUUUUGUAAACUUGAUGGACUCAGUGCUAAAGUAGUUAAUACCAAAAAAAAUGAAAUACAGUUGACAAAUCUUGUUUAGUUUACAUACAUGAAAUUGUUUACAACAAAGCAAUAUUUUUUUACUUGAAACUGAACAUACGACGACUAUUUUGUACCAUCAGUCAGUGUUAAGUAUGAAAGGAUGU
Messenger RNA from Nanorana parkeri, 1906 nucleotides. RefSeq names its product GPI inositol-deacylase-like. Gene Ontology annotation, molecular function: phosphatidylinositol deacylase activity. Lineage: Eukaryota; Metazoa; Chordata; Amphibia; Anura; Dicroglossidae. The transcript has 17 exons. Gene Ontology annotation, cellular component: endoplasmic reticulum. The record is from RefSeq and is a predicted model, not a curated record. Gene Ontology annotation, biological process: GPI anchor metabolic process; endoplasmic reticulum to Golgi vesicle-mediated transport. Bases 1 to 1677 code for a protein of 558 amino acids.